GCAGGACACUUUCACUGUCACAGUGAAGUAGCUUGCACCACUGCGAGAGAGCCAUGGCGUCCAACUCCAAGAGCCGGCGCCGGCGCAGGGACAACAACAAGCCCACCAAGAGCAAGAGGGCAUUGGAGAAAGCGCCGCCGCAGGCCGCCGGGCCGACGAGCGUGCACGACGUCCCCGACCACCUCCUCGAGCUCGUCCUCCUCCGCCUCCGCUCCACGGCCUGCCUCCUGCGCGCCGCGGCCGCGUGCAGGCGGUGGCGCCGGGUGAUCGCGGCCCCCGGGUUCCUCUCGCGCUCCCUCCACGCGCCCGGCGUCGCAGGCCACUACCACGCCUUCGACCCCGACUGGGUCGACUACGGGUCGCCGCCGGUGACGGGCAACCCGGUGUUCCUCCCCUCCCCGUCGCUCGCCGCCGUCGAUGCCCGCCGCUUCGCCCUCGACGACGUCCUUCCGGACAGCGACAGCGGCUGGGCGCUCGCCGACAGCCGCGGCAGCCUCCUCCUCCUCUUCAAGAGAAGGACCGGCUGGGCCGCGCUCGCCAACAGCCGCAGCUUCCCUGACCUCGUCGUGUGCGAGCCCCUGACGCGGCGGUGCCAGGGCAUCCUCCGCCCGGAACAAGCGACGUGCCUCGGCGUCUUCUUACUCGACGGCGGCCGCCGCGGCCGCAUCAGCAUGUCCGAUUUCAGGGUCGUCGCCGUGCUGCACGAGGACCACGAGUCGGGGGACGAAGACCGCGCCAUGCCGGUGGCGUGCGUGUUCUCCGCCGGGAGCGACUGCGGCGGCUGGCGCGUCCUGCCGAGCGCGUCCACAAGCAGCGCCGCCGUCAGCCUUCCGGGAGCGGUCGACUCCAUAAGCUUCGCCGGUCGCGCGAACGGUUCUCUCUACUGGGCGAUCGGAGGAGGGGAAGAAGACGGCGCCAUGCUGGCCUUCGACGAGGCCGCCAUGGAGUUCUCACGCGUCCCGUUCCUGACCGGCGACGACGGCAACGGCAGCUCGUACGACAGGUGGAGCUUCCGGGUCGUCGGCGGCGAGGACGGCGCGCCGCGCGUCGUCCGGAUGGUACGCAACGAGCUCAGGGUCCACGCGCGACGCCGGGGCCGCAGCGACGGGGCGUGGGUGGUCGAGAGGGUCGUGCGGCUGCGGGAGGCCACCCUCGGGCUGCCGGGCCGCAGCGAGAGGUUCUUCCAGCGUAACGCCAUGAUCGUGGCGGCGCAUCGGACGUACGUCCUCGUGACGCCGCAGGAGAAGACGUGGCUCUUCUCCGUCGACCUCGAGACGCUGCGGGUGGAGCGCGAGCACGAGAGGAAUAAGUACGCCGGGCCGGCGUUCCCGUCCGAGCUGCCGUGGCCGCCGAGCUUAACGGCCAGUACGGAUGAGCGCGGUAGGCGCAGGAGGUCAUGCCGCUGACACGUUUGUAAUUGAUCACAAAAAGACUUGAGGAGUACUAAUGUACUAUAUCGGUGG
Molecule: messenger RNA, 1463 nt
Organism: Panicum virgatum (switchgrass)
Lineage: Eukaryota; Viridiplantae; Streptophyta; Magnoliopsida; Poales; Poaceae
Exons: 1
Coding region: 54-1406 (450 amino acids)
Molecular function (GO): protein binding
Source: RefSeq, a predicted model, not a curated record